Molecule: messenger RNA, 1397 nt
Organism: Trichobilharzia regenti
Lineage: Eukaryota; Metazoa; Platyhelminthes; Trematoda; Strigeidida; Schistosomatidae
Source: the annotation of a GenBank genome assembly
AGCUAAAUUCUUAUCUUCUGAUAAUCUGACUACCCCUGACCUACUAGUUUGAGGGAUCUAAGGGAACUAAGCUCUAGUGAGACAAAAGUACUUGAGAAAGGACUAAAUUACAGUGUAACAGUGAGUAAAUUAAAACCAGAAGAUGUUAUUCCUAACAUAGAAAUAUCGCUAGCUUCAAUAGAUAAGACAACAGCAGAAGAGGUUCGAACACAAUGUGCAUUAACCCUUGAAAAUCAAAAGAAGGCAAAAAUAAACUUAACAAAAUCGGAAAGAGAAGCUUUAAUUAGUCUUAAACAGGAUAAAAAAAAUAUUGUCAUCGCAAAAGCUUACAAAGGAAACGUCACUGUAGUUUUGAAUAAAUCUGACUAUAUCAAAAAAGUUAUUGAACGUAUUCAAACGGGUCCAUAUGAAGAAAUUAAGAAGCCUGUAGACACAAUAAUGAAUAAGGUCAAGAAAUCUACAGCGGAACUAAUGCGCAGAAUGAAGUCGUCACUGGGUGAGUCAAAAUGGUUUAAUUUAAUGCCUAAAACUAAUAAUACUAGUAGAAUAUAUGGUACUAUUAAAAUACAUAAGCCAGGUUACCCCAAACGAUCAAUAGUAGAUUUUAGAAAUACCCCAACUUAUGAAUUAUCAAAACACUCAGCUCUAAUACUAUGCCCCAUUAGAAAUCGUUCAAACUCUAGAUUAACUAACUCAUAUGAAAUGAAAAAUAAACUAAAUGACAUUCAACUAGAGACUGAUGAAACAAUGGUUAGUUUUGAUAUAACUAGUCUUUAUACAAAUAUACCAGUCAAUAUGGCCUUAGAAGCAGUUAAAAAAGAACUAACUACGGAUCCUGAACUCAAUCAUAGGAUAAAGCUGCCCAUUAAAGGAAUUAUUUUAGGGAUUCAGUUAUGCCUCACAUUUACUAUCUUUAAAUUCCAAGGCAAAAUAUAUAGACAAACAGAAGGUGUAGCAAUGGCAUGGAUCACCAAUAUCCCCCAUCGUAGCAGACAUAUUUAUGGGCAGCUGGGAAAAUAGCGCGCUUAAUACAUUCAAUCCUACUCCAAAAAUAUGGUGGAGAUAUGUGGACGACACUUUCACUCACAGUGUUAAAAACAGAACAUAUCUCUAGCUUCUUGACACACAUAAACUCACUAGUGGGGGGAAUAAAAUUCACAUUUGAAGCAGAAAAUGAACAAGGAGAAUUAGCUAUGUUAGAUUGUAUGAUAAAACGAAUAGAAGAAGGUGAACUGCACACUAGUGUUUAUGAAAACCCAACUCAUUCUAAUAGAUAUCUAAACUUUAAUUCAUCUCAUCCGUUAACUGUUAAGACAAGCUUAUUUAAGUGCAUAAAAAACCGAGCAGCUGCACUAAUUUGUACAAAAAAAAACCUAAAUGGUGAGGUGAAACAGAUA